Molecule: messenger RNA, 4811 nt
Organism: Sebastes umbrosus (honeycomb rockfish)
Lineage: Eukaryota; Metazoa; Chordata; Actinopteri; Perciformes; Sebastidae
Gene: slc4a5b
Product: solute carrier family 4 member 5b
Biological process (GO): regulation of intracellular pH; bicarbonate transport; monoatomic anion transport
Cellular component (GO): plasma membrane
Molecular function (GO): solute:inorganic anion antiporter activity; monoatomic anion transmembrane transporter activity; sodium:bicarbonate symporter activity
Source: RefSeq, a predicted model, not a curated record
ACACGGCUUUUGGACCUCUAGAGGGUGGGGGUGCAUGAGCCAAAAAUGACACGUAUUGUGCGUUAAGCGGCUUUUCAGACAUGACGUCCACAAUAAGUCCGAAGGUAGGCGACCCGGUCCGAAGACAUCCGGGGGCCGAGCAGCACAGCAGCAGAGAAACACACCAACAAUGGUAGCGCGGUGACUUGAGCUCCAGCUCGUCCGUGGCGCCGGAGUUACCACAGCAACAAAACACCUGCUGGAAACCUGCUCUGAACCUGGAGACACACAUUUCAUUACAGGUACUCACAUCUUCUUGAAGUCCACCGUGGUGUACUCGGGCCAGUCGAUGUAGCAGACGGUGCGUCCGGGCAGCAGCGCCGUGGACGAGAAGUAGUACUGAGGGAAGGCGAGCAGCAGAGCCAGAACCCAGAUCACAGCCAUCACCACGCGGGUCUCCGUAGACGUCAGCCUCUGCUGCAGCGGGUGGAUGAUGGCCAUGUAUCUAACAGGUGGACAUGGGGGGACAUUUUCUGGAAACCAGUUCUUCAGAGCCAUCUGGUGGUGACACCAGCUGACACAGAUCAAGAGUUGGCUGGUCCAGUGUUUGACUGCCUCAAGCUGCCAUGAUGAGCAUGGCUCCACCAUGUGGAUGGAUCAUCAUGACUUGCAGCGAGGGAGAAGUAGAGGUCACAGACGCUACGAUGAUGAUGAAGAGGCCCAGCCGGUCUACAUCGGCGUUCCAGUUUCCCACAGACGGAAGAAGCGCAGACAUCAUUCCUACGGCAGCGACCCCGACCGUGACUCACGGCACUCGCACUACGAUCACCACACACACCGUGAACGUGAACACUCGCACCGCGAAUACUACCACGACAGAGAGGAGCACUACGACGAUGACGAGGGCAGCGCAGAGCGUCACGAGCACGCCGACCCCUCAUCAGUAUCUCCUGCAGCAGAGCGUCUGCGCCACAUACUGGGGGAGGAUGACAGCACGCCGACACCCACAUUAUUCACUGAGAUGGACACACUGCAGCAGGAGGGCGGCGAAUUAGAGUGGAAGGAGUCUGCAAGGUGGGUGAAAUUUGAGGAGAAGGUGGAGGAGGGAGGAGAGAGAUGGAGCAAGCCUCACGUGUCCACGCUGACCCUCCACAGCCUGUUUGAGCUCAGGACCUGUCUGCAGACAGGAAGCAUUCUGCUCGACCUGGAGGGCUACUCGCUGCCGCAGAUCGUGGAUGAGAUCGUGGAUCGGCAGAUAGCUGACGGUCUCAUCGCUCCGGAUCUAAAGGAGAAGAUCAGCUUUGUGUUGCUCAGGAAGCACCGUCAUCAGACCAAGAAACCGAUCCACCGCUCGCUGGCAGACAUCGGGAAGUCCUCCAACGCCGGCCGUAGUCCUCAGGUUAAUCUGAGUCAUAGCGCUAGUUCAGCUUCUGGGAUCCACCGCUCCACAGAAGACCUACGCUCUCGCAGCCUCGGCCGCCUGCAUCCUGCCCAGAGCCGAAGCAUGAAUGAUAUUUCAGACACACCAAGCACAGACCAGCUGAAGAAUAAGUUCAUGAAGAAGAUUCCUCGUGAUGCCGAAGCUUCCAACGUCCUGAUCGGUGAGGUGGAUUUUCUGGAAAAACCCUUUGUCUCCUUCGUACGUUUGGCUCAGGCCACGACUCUGGGAGGCCUCACCGAGGUCCCGGUGCCGACGAGGUUUCUCUUCAUCCUGCUGGGCCCUCACGGCAAAACCAAGUCCUAUAAUGAGAUCGGCAGAGCUAUCGCUACGCUCAUGGUGGACGAUCUGUUCAGUGACGUCGCCUAUAAAGCCAGGGACCGUGAAGACCUGAUUGCAGGUGUGGAUGAGUUUCUGGACGAGGUGAUUGUCCUCCCUCCGGGGGAAUGGGAUCCAAAAAUACGCAUCGAACCUCCCAAGAAAGUUCCAUCGGCAGAAAUGAGGAAGUCGGUGCUGAAUCUGAACGAGUUGGGUCAAAUGAACGGCUCGGCCGGCGGAGCAGCUGGAGGAGAAGAUGAAGAGUUUCCGGCUCCACACGAGCUCGGAGAGGAGCUGAAAUUCACUGGGAGGUUUGCAGGUGGCUUAUGGCUGGACAUCAAACGGAAGAUCCCGUGGUUUUGUAGUGACAUCUACGACGGCUUCCAUAUCCAGUCCAUCUCUGCUGUGCUCUUCAUCUACCUGGGCUGCAUCACCAAUGCCAUCACGUUUGGAGGACUGCUCGGGGACGCUACCGACAAUUACCAGGGAGUGAUGGAGAGUUUCCUCGGCACGGCUCUAGCGGGGACCGUCUUUUGUUUUGGUGGCCAACCCCUCAUCAUCCUCAGCUCAACUGGACCCAUCCUCAUCUUUGAGAAACUGCUUUAUGAUUUCAGCAAGAGCAACGGGAUAGACUACAUGGAGCUGCGUCUGUGGAUCGGCAUUCACUCGUGUCUCCAGUGUUUCCUGCUGGUGAUCACAGACGCCAGCUACAUCAUCAAAUACAUGACCCGCUUCACAGAGGAGGGUUUCUCCAGCCUCAUCUCCUUCAUAUUCAUCUCUGAUGCCAUCAAGAAGAUGGUAGGAGCCUGGAAGUAUUACCCGAUCAACCGAGGCUUCAAGCCGGACUUCAUCACUGCCUACAAGUGUGAAUGCAUCGCACCAGACCAGGCAUCUGCGCUGGGCUUGAAUGUUUCAGCUCCACUCGCAGAUGAUAACAUGACUCUGCUGUUUAACUUGACAGACCUGGACUGGAGUAUGCUGAGUAAGAAAGAGUGUGUGAAGUAUGGAGGUAUGCUGGUGGGGAACUCCUGUAAGUAUGUUCCCGAUUUGGCCCUCAUGUCCUUCAUCCUCUUCUUUGGCACCUACUCCAUGACCGUUUCCCUCAAGAAGUUCAAGUUCAGCCGCUACUUCCCGACAAAGUUCCGCUCCCUGAUCAGUGAUUUCUCCAUCAUCAUUUCCAUCCUGGUCUUCUGUGGACUGGAUAACCUGAUGGGGCUGGACACCCCCAAACUGCACGUCCCCACUGAGAUCAAGCCCACGCGUCCUGACCGCGGCUGGUUGGUGAUGCCGUUUGGUAAGAACCCCUGGUGGUGGUACGUGGCCAGCUUCGUUCCCGCUCUCCUGGUCACCAUCCUCAUCUUCAUGGACCAGCAGAUCAGCGCCGUCAUCGUCAACCGCAAAGAAAACAAACUGAAGAAAGGUUGUGGCUACCACUUGGACCUGUUCUGGGUGGGUGUGCUGAUGGCUGCGUGUUCCUUCAUGGGUCUGCCGUGGUACGUAGCAGCGACCGUCAUCUCCAUCGCACACAUCGACUCUCUGAAGAUGGAGAGCGAGUCCAGCGCGCCGGGAGAGCAGCCACAGUUCCUCGGAGUCCGGGAGCAGAGGUUGACGGGUAUUCUGGUGUUCGUUCUCACCGGACUCUCCAUUUUCCUCGCUCCUAUUCUCCAGUACAUCCCCAUGCCCGUCCUGUAUGGAGUGUUCCUUUACAUGGGAGUGGCCUCACUGAGCGGCAUCCAGUUCUGGGAGCGUAUCAAGCUGUAUCUGAUGCCGCCCAAACACCAGCCAGACUUCUCCUUCCUGCGUCACGUUCCUCUGAGACGAGUCCAUCUCUUCACCCUCGUCCAGAUCAUCUGUCUGGCUGUCCUCUGGAUCCUGAAGUCCACCUUCCUGGCCAUCAUCUUCCCAGUAAUGAUUCUGGGUCUGAUGGUCGUGAGGAAGCUGCUGGAUCUGAUGUUCUCACAACACGACUUGGCAUGGCUGGACGACAUCCUGCCGGACAAAGACAAGAAGAAGAAGGAGGACGACAAGACGAAGAAGAAGGAGAAGAAGGCGGCGGAGCCAGAGAGCGACGAGGAGCCGAACAGCUCUGUCCCCCCUCCAGUGAAGAUUCCCAUGGAGGCUAUAGAGCCCCCCACAGAGCCAGUCCCCGUCCCUGUUAACCCCCCCACCCUAAACCCAGCCUCUGAUUCAUCACUCUGCACCUGAAGAUCUCCUGCCCAGACUCACCUGCCCACUCCCAGACCUCCAGCCUCGCCCCCGGGGACGCUCCGUCAUACCUGCAGCCGCCUCUGCUGCCGCCGCCGCCGACACGCCCGCCCGUGCCCCAGGUCAGCAUCCAGGUGGACUCGGACUGCGAGGAGUCGGCCUUCUACUCCAGACAACCACAACCACACCUCCGCAUUCAUUCCUCUCAGGACCGGCUGCCUGCACCUGGAAAACACAGAGACUCUCAUCACAAACUGCACGCUCACUUCGGCGACUCCUGCGCUGAGACCAUCCUGUAGUAGACGCCCCGUUUACAGGUGUGAUCGUCAUCCUGUAGACGUUCCGUUUACAAGUGUGAUCGUCAUCCUGUAGACGCGCCGUUUACAGGUGUGAUCAUCAUCCUGUAGACGCAACGUUUACAGGUGUGAUCGUCAUCCUGUAGACGUUCCGUUUACAAGUGUGAUCGUCAUCCUGUAGACGCGCCGUUUACAGGUGUGAUCGUCAUCCUGUAGACGCAACGUUUACAGGUGUGAUCGUCAUCCUGUAGACGCAACGUUUACAGGUGUGAUGGUCAUCCUGUAGACGCAACGUUCACAGGUGUGAUCGUCAUCCUGUAGACGUUCCGUUUACAAGUGUGAUCGUCAUCCUGUAGACGCGCUGUUUACAGGUGUGAUCAUCAUCCUGUAGACGCAACGUUUACAGGUGUGAUCGUCAUCCUGUAGACGUUCCGUUUACAAGUGUGAUCGUCAUCCUGUAGACGCGCCGUUUACAGGUGUGAUCGUCAUCCUGUAGACGCACCGUUUACAGGUGUGAUCGUCAUCCUGUAGACGCACCGUUUACAGGUGUGAUGGUCAUCCUGUAGACGCAACGU